GUCCCCUCGGAGGCGACGGUACUCCAGGGGAAAGAGAUCAAGCAUCGCGAGACGCGUUUCGUAGUCCACGGACUUCAGGCCGGCAACCAUUCUCGUGGCGGCCCGCUGGACACGCUCAAUGAGGGUAAUGUCUUUCUGAAGCCUUCAAAUAAAUCAUGUUUUUACGACAGUGAAGCAUCAGUGUUGAAGUCUGAUGUCAUGCUGUCGAUGAUGGUGAUGAUUUAUUCCAUACUCCCCGCAUCCUCAGGCCAGACCGGUCCCCUAAAGCCAACCGGAAUGGAUUGUGUCUUGUCGAAAUCUUUCGAUAAUCCACAAUGUGAUGAUGCUUUAGAUCAUCUUCUACCCUCUGAAACCGAGUUGCUUCCGUCAGAACAGUCACCGAAAGAGGAGUCCGCUUUUGUGCAACUAACCGAUAGCGAUGGCAAUGAAACAGGAAGUCCAAUAUGGUUGCCUCUGAGUAUCAAUCCGGAAAAGCUUACAAAUUUAUUGAAUGAGCUCGUAUGUAAGAAUGAAGAGCUUCCUUCUGUCUACGACUUCUACGUUGGUGAAACGCAAAUUCUCGAUGACUUGCGGACAGCAUUGACACAAGCGCGCGCCAAGGCUAGUGACACACAGCGGUCUGAAUUUGGCCCAACGGGUUUGGAGGGAGUAGUCCACGUGAUCUAUCAGGCACAGGCCAUUUUUCGUGUCCGGCCGGUCACUCGUUGUACAAGUACAGUACCAGGACACAAGGGGGCCAUUCUAGUUGCCUUGUUUUCACCUGAUGCUAGAACUUUGGCAACUGGCUCUGGGGACCAUACCGUCCGUUUCUGGGACUUGAAUACCGAGUUACCUGGCACGACGGGCACAGAUGCUCACCACGCUCCGGUCAUUUGUUUGGCUUGGUCUCCGGACGGACUUCGCCUUGCGUCCGGAUGUCAAGGUGGCGUAGUUUGCUUGUGGGAGGAGUCUGAUGUUGGUGGUUUGUGGUCUCUUUCUACCGGGAAACCUCUAGUUCGACCCGUCUUGACGGCUAAUGCGGCAUCUUCCAAAGGUCGAUGGAUACGCUCUUUGGCAUGGCGACCUCUCCAUCUUGACCAAGAUUGCCGCAAACUGGUCGUGUCCUAUCAGGAUUGUUCUGUGGUCGUGUGGGAUACGUGGACAGGGCAAUCUCUGAUCAGUUUGCACGGUCAUGAAAAGCCAGUGGUUUCUGUAAGGUGGGGAGGUUCAGAUCUACUCUACACCGCCAGUCAAGAUCGAACCAUUCGGGUAUGGCGACCUGAUGAUGGUGUUCUGUGUAGAACAUUGACUUUGCAUGGACAUUGGGUCAACUGUCUGGCCUUGAGCACAGACUACGUUCUGCGGACAGGCGCAUUUGACCCAGCUCACGCAGAACUCAUCAAAUCCCAACCUCCAAAGAAAUCUGAAACAACAAAAAGAGAACAAAUGCGGAAGAAUGCUCAAGAACUCUAUCUAAAGGUGAAGGGUUCAGGUCCAGAGCGCUUGGUGGCUGGUUCAGACGACAACACUUUAUCUUUGUGGCAACCAGAGAGGGACAAAAAACCACUGGCACCACGGAUGACUGGGCAUCAGGGUGUUGUGAACGAUGUGAAAUUCUCUCCUGACGCGCGGCUGAUUGCCAGUGCCAGUUUUGAUCAUUCGGUCAAAAUAUGGGACGGAUUCAAUGGCCAGUUUUUAGCCACAUUAUUUGGUCACGUCCAAGAGGUGUACUUGGUCACAUGGUCAAGUGACAGCCGCCUGUUGGUUUCCUGUUCGCGGGAUUCCACACUCAAAUUGUGGUGCGUCGCAGAGGUCCGUCGUUGGAAUCAAGAAGCUAGUACUGUGACGAAAAAGGAACGAAAGAAUCAAAUAUUUGCCUCCGAUGUGGCUGGAAAAGAUAGAACAGGAGAUAAAGUGGUUCAUCAGCGCAAACGACAUCUACUGUAUGACCUACCGGGUCAUGCGGAUGCUGUGUAUGCAUUGGACUGGAGUCCUGAUGGGCAACGUGUUGCUUCCGGUGGAAAAGAUCGGGUUUUGAAAAUCUGGCGCGCGUGAUCGGUCAACUUCAUUUGGUGCCGCUCUGACCACUAUUCUUCUACUCCUCAAUGCGAGGUUACUUGCGCCGUAUUUUUGGCUGAUGGUGAUAUUUCCUGGGCGGUGAUGAGCCAGAUUUUGUACAGUACCGUGC
Opisthorchis viverrini is the source of this 2167-nucleotide messenger RNA. RefSeq lists its product as hypothetical. Gene Ontology annotation, cellular component: nucleolus. The record is from RefSeq and is a predicted model, not a curated record. The transcript is spliced from 11 exons. Gene Ontology annotation, molecular function: protein binding. Gene Ontology annotation, biological process: Notch signaling pathway; ribosomal large subunit assembly. Lineage: Eukaryota; Metazoa; Platyhelminthes; Trematoda; Opisthorchiida; Opisthorchiidae. The annotation marks the transcript as partial.